This is a messenger RNA of Culicoides brevitarsis, 1083 nucleotides long. RefSeq names its product pickpocket protein 11-like. Gene Ontology annotation, cellular component: plasma membrane. NCBI's taxonomy places the organism in Eukaryota, Metazoa, Arthropoda, Insecta, Diptera, Ceratopogonidae. Gene Ontology annotation, molecular function: ligand-gated sodium channel activity. Gene Ontology annotation, biological process: sodium ion transmembrane transport. The transcript is spliced from 3 exons. The record is from RefSeq and is a predicted model, not a curated record. The coding region runs from base 1 to 1083 and encodes 360 amino acids.
AUGGCUAAAUGGAAUCGAUUGAAAGGUCGCUUGAAAAAGAACUUGAAGGCUAAUUUUCGGGAAUACUGCGAAAAAACGACGAUUCAUGGAAUUCGUUACGUGGCAGAAGGAAAUAUAUUCAAAAGAAUCGUUUGGCUCUUCAUUUGCUGUUUCCUGAUUGUGAUUUCUGGCAAACAAAUUUAUGAAAUAGUGUUAAAAUGGAAACACAACUCAUUAGUUGUCUCGCAUGAUAAACAAUUUUCUUCAAUAGAAGACAUUGACUUUCCAGCAGUAACAAUCUGUUAUCAAACGUUGCCGCAAAACACAGAAUUCAACUUUACUGAGCUUUACGAGACAGUGAUAAAGAAUGAAACAUUUGAGUUUUCGAAUGAAAAGGAAUUGAUUUUUGACAUCCAAUAUUACGACGAAUAUUGUGAUUCAGAGCCUAAAAUUUACAUCCAUAAUCCAAAUGAUAUUCCGUGGGAUGAUGCAAUUGAAUUUAAAAUGGGAGAGUUCCAACAAACAAAAUUAAGUAUCUCGCCGGUCGUCUACAAGACAGACGAUAGCUUAAAAUACGACUAUACUCCUGAAGACCGCGGAUGUUAUUUUCCCGAUGAGCAUUAUUUGAGAUUUUUUCAAGUUUACUCACAAAAAAAUUGUGAGCUCGAGUGCUGGACGAAUGCGACAAUCGAAAAUCUUAAUUGUACGACAUAUUGGAUGCCAUACACGGAUGGAAUACGACCCUGUGAAAUGGUUAAUUACUUUAGUAACGAUCUUUUGAAUAGAUUGAAGAAGAAUUUUUAUUGCAAUUGUUUGCCGAAUUGCAACUCCACUAAAUAUGAUGUCAAAAAAAUGGGAUCAAACAUUAUCCGUGAUAAUAUUAAAUUUUAUAACUCCAUGAAUAUCGAAAUAUUUUUCCAAGACUCUAUGUUUAUGGCAAUGCGACGACAUCUGAGCUAUUCUUUUGCGGAUUUUUUGUCGCAAAUUGGAGGCAUUCUCGGAUGUUUUUUGGGCAUAUCCAUUUUCAGCCUUAUUGAGCUCGUGUACUUUUGCACCGUUCAAAUGUUCAGACAACCAAAAGCUCCCAAGAGUCAUGAAAAAUAA